UGAGUCUAUCAUACAGUUUUUUGGUUUCGGGGCGCCGCAUCGUGUACAACUUAGAGGUCCCGCAAAAAAUCAUCAACAACACCCACCUCAACAAUGAAUCCACUUAGGAUAUGUUUAUGUUUAUUUUUAACCAUCGGAUGGGCCAUGAGUUUGCCCUCCGGAAUGGACACUCAAUCAGUGGGUCACAAUUCCGUUCAAGCCAAAGAAGAUCUUUUAGAUGAUAUUUACUCCGACUGUGUUAACAAGGGGUCCGUCUCAUGCAUUAAAUACAAAUUGUUCUCUUAUGUUGACAAAGCAUUGAGCAAAGAUGAAAUCAACUUAACCGAAGGAAUUACCGUUGUAAGGACAGCUGGUGCACCUGGCGAAGGCGCCCCAAGAUCUUUGGACAACGAAGAAAAACCAAAGGACAUCGAAACUCAAGUACUCAACCGUGUCCAACGUUUCUUGAACACACAUACAUUGAAAGUUGACUUGAAGGGAUCUGAUGUCGUCAAUUCCGUCGCCAAAACCGGCAGAGCUAUCUCUGAUGCUGUCAGCACUUUCGUCGCCGAAGAUGAUGUCACCACCGAAGAAGGCCGUGGCAAGAAGAAGAAGAAGGACAAGAUGUUGAUGCAUUUAUUCAUGAUGUUGAAAUUCAAAUUGAUGGCUCUCUUACCUUUCAUCCUCGGUAAAAUCGCUUUGAUCGCCGGAAAAGCCUUGUUGUUCGGAAAGAUCGCUCUAGUCUUGUCCCUUAUUGUUCUUCUACAAAAGUUGCUGAAUUCACAACACCACAAGACCGUUACCUACGAAGUAGUUCCACACGCUCACCAUGAAUCACAUGGACACGACUCAUACUCCAGCGGUGGCGGUGCUGACCUCUCAUCCGGUGGAUACGGCGGUAGCUCAUCCGGAAGUGGUUGGGGACGUAGCAUGGACUCUCAAAAAAUGGCCUACAGCGCACAAGUACCUCAGUAAAAACGUACAAAUUUGUAGACCACAAUUUAAAAAAUCACUCGCAUCGGUGCUCACCAAUAACGUCACAAAAAUCAAAGUUCAAACGAGCCAUCGACGACGAGUUUAUUGCAGACGCUCAGU
Messenger RNA from Daktulosphaira vitifoliae (grape phylloxera), 1074 nucleotides. RefSeq lists its product as uncharacterized. NCBI's taxonomy places the organism in Eukaryota, Metazoa, Arthropoda, Insecta, Hemiptera, Phylloxeridae. The transcript has 3 exons. The record is from RefSeq and is a predicted model, not a curated record. The coding region runs from base 94 to 954 and encodes 286 amino acids.